AUGACAUCAAUGAAAGGCAGACCACUUAAACCAAAAGAACAAUAUACUCACCGUCUAAAGAAUAUUCUUGAGGAAUAUCCUGAUGGAUUUCAAAUUCUUCGUGAAAUUCUUCAAAACUCUGAUGAUUCUAAAAGACCUGCACUUUUGUCUAAAAACGACACCGUGUUCAAAGAACGUGAUUUUGAUUCAUUAACGAAAUUAGCUGAUAGUAAAAAGCGUAGUCAAUUUGAUAAUAUUGGAGCAAUGGGUGUGGGUUUUAAUUCUAUUUACCACAUAACCGAUUCACCUACCUUUAUUACCGGCGAUCAAUACGUUAUUCUUGACCCACAUGAAUGGUACUUUGAUGGUGGUAUUAGAUAUAAUUUUAUUGAUGAUAAGAUUGCUGUUGAUUACCCUGACCAGCUUGCUCCAAUCACUAUUCCAUUCGGUAUUCCGUUUGAUCAAAAAUUGAAUGGCACCAUUUUUCGUUAUCCUCUUCGCACUAUUCAGGACGCUAAAGAUUCUAAAAUUUUAAAUAAAGAAUACAAUCCAACAAAGAUAUUACAAAUGUUUGAUAAAUUUUAUGAGAAUGAAAGCAUUAGUUGUCUUCUUUUUUUGAAAUCUGUUGAGAGCAUUAAAUUUUAUGAAUUAAAAGAAAACGAGAAUGUUGCAAAAUUACUCUGCUCAAUAGAAAUUAUAAAUGUAGAACAAGUAAGAGAGAAACGUGGGUUAAUCUCUGAAAAUAUUUGUUCUUUGAUGAAAGAUCUUGAUGAAAAAAAACUUUACGAUGACACCACAUUGGAUUCUAUGUUUAUCAUGACUUUUCGUCAACAAAAAGGCGAUGAAAAGCCACGAGAAAGCCAAUGGAUUGUUUUUAGUUUUUUUGGUGAUCUAAAUGCUACAGCAUCUUAUUUCAAGGAAGGGAAAAUAAUUGAACAUAAGCUUAUUCCAAAUGUUGGAAUCGCUGUUCAACUUAAUAAUCCCAAAGCAAUUGGAAGACUAUUUUGCUUUCUUCCUCUUCCAAUAUUACUGCCUUUUCAUGCCUCUGUGCAUGGUCAUUUUGCUGUCAGCACAAAUCGACGUUCAUUAUGGUCCGCUGCCGAUGGUGAAGAAUUGACUGAAGGUUCAUUAUCCAAGUUAAAGGUUUUAUGGAAUAAAUAUCUUUUCGAUGUUAUUCUCCCACAAGCUUGGGCAAAGUUUUUAAUCAAGCUUCCUAUCGAAGUACAAGAUAUUGAUUCCAAUAAUAUCUACAAUUUUUGGCCAAUUAUCAGAGAAUCUAAAUUCGGCAAUUUCCUUAAUCAAUAUAAAAAUCUCUUGUUAAAUACUAUUGAAAAUUUCAACAUUAAGGAUAAAAUUUUUUGUGGUCCACCAAUAUCUAGUUUAUUUGGAAACUUGUCUGAUAUAUUACCAUCCCAUAAUGAGGCUUCCAUAUCCUGUGGAACUAUGAUUCAUUUAAUGUCAAUCGAAAACGGCUUUUUUCCUGAUGAAUCUGCUCCUCAUAUUUCAAAAAUUCUUGAAAAAAUCGGAUUCCCUAUGAUUAAUAUUGAUCCUAAGAUAUAUGAUGAGUUGAAAAAAUCUCGGCACAAAAAUUCUUUAAAUAUUUGCUCUCCACGCAUCAUUAGAAUCUACUUACUUCAAAAUAAAUCAAAAUGGGAAAGCAACGUAAGAGAAGAUAUUAUAUCAUUAUUUGAAUAUGUACUCAGAGACAAAAAUUAUACGGAAUUGAAUGGUCUUAAAACUAUUCCGUUAUCUGAUGGAAGCUUUGGAACAAUUUUGCAUUCUGAAACUCAGUUGCAAUCUGAAGACACUGUUUAUAUUGGUCCUGAUGAUAAUGGUUCAAUUGGGGAUAAUGAUGAACGAAAAAUUUUUUUAAAUAAUUUAAAUAAAUUUGUUGAUAAAAAUAUCACCCCUGAACUUUGGGAUCUACUCUACAAAGGGACUCAAGAAGGGUGGAAUCUCAACAUUAAAAUGUUGGCUCCAUCAGUAGUGGCUGAUCUUGUAACAAAAGAAUUAAAAGGAUAUUCAGUUGGAUGUGAUGAAAUUCCAAUGGGUGAUUCUUGUGGUUUGAUUUUUAAAAUUUGGGCAAACUUUAAAGAAAUGGAUUAUGAUCUGACAUACUUUGAGAACAUUCAUUUACUACCUACUAAUAAUGAUACCCUCAGAAAAUUAAAAACAAAUCAAAAAUGCUUUUGGAAUUGUGUUGAUAAUAAUCUUGAUAACGAAGCACAACCUCUUAUUGAGAAAUUUGAGGUUUUGGCUUGCUUAAAAGCAUCUACUACUUUCCCAACAAACAUUCAGAUUAUGUUACAACCUCGAGAAGCGGAAAUAAUCAUUAAUUAUUUGCGUCGUUUACAUCCUGACGAUGCUACCAAUGAUAUCGUAAAAUAUUUUCCAAUUUUUUCAGAAGUUGGUAAGGAAGAGCUUAUCGCACUUCUACCUAAUAAAAGAAAUUGGUAUUUACUUCCAAAUGAAGAUGAGAAAGAUUAUGGGCAGAUAAUUGCUCCAAAUACGGAUGGUUUUCUUGAUUCAUCAUCGUCCAAUACAAGAUUUCUUUUGGAAAGUGUUAUAAAUGUUAGACGACUAUCACGACAAGAGUAUUGGACUAAAUUUGUGAUCCCAUAUUUGGAAAAUCAACCAUUGGCAACUAUUGAAAUUAUAAUUAUAAAACUUUUUGAACGGUUACAGCUUCUACUUUUGGAAGAUCAAAAUUUAAAAUUUACGUUGGAAAACAUGGCUUUUGUUCCCGCAAGCACAAAUCCUACUGCGCGAGAAAAUCAAGAAACAAAUUUUAUACUAAAAAAACCUAUUGAUCUAUUUGAUCCUGAUAUUCAAGAUAUUCAAUACAUUUCUGAAUUAUUCCUUAAUGACGAACACUCGUUUCCUGCUGGAAUUUUCUCGGAAAAAUUUCGAGACAUCUUUUUAACUUCAUUAAGAACUCUAGGAAUGAAACAAUGUUUUUCUGAAUCGGAUAUUAUUCAGCGGCUUGAUGUAUUUGCCAAACGAAAGGAUAAUGAAAGCGAUAUUGUACAUCAAAAAUCUCUAAAAUUAGUUCAAUAUAUUGAUAAAAAUUAUGAAAAACUUUUGGGAUCAUUUGAAUAUUACACUAUGUUAUCGUUAGAAUUACUGAUUAAAGUGUGGAUUCCGACGAUUGACUCUACGGGUAAAAAACAAUUUUCAAGGGCGAAUGAAUGUCGAAGCAUAAAACAUAAAAAUUUGGUUGGACUAGUGAUGCCAAUCAUAGAAUAUUCUUUUGAGAACAGUUCUUUUAUUAAAAUUUUGCAAUGGGAUUCAUAUCCAUCUAUUGAUGUCGUUAUCGCGCAACUUAAGGCAUGUUUAUCCAUGGUGACAGUACAUGAGAAUACUUUCAAAAUAUGUAAAGAAGUAUAUACGUAUAUGAAUUAUGUAAUGAGCGACAACAGUUCAAACUUGACAAAAUUUAAAGAAAAACUUAAAGACGAAAAAUGGAUUUAUUGUAAUGAUAAAUUUUAUUCAACAGACCAGGUCGUGAUUGAACUUGAUAAAAAUUUGGACAGCAACACGUCAAAAUUUGUCGAACUUCCCUACACAUUUAAGCCUUAUAUUGAAUUAUUCAAAAAUAUGGGUGUUAAACAAAAAAUGGAUAUUACUGACUUAAUAAACAUCAUAAAUGAAUUUCAAUCCACUGAUGCUACAGGGAUUCUAUCGAAUGAAGAAUUAAACAAGGUGAUAGCAAUUAUUAAACUGGUCGCAAAUAGAGUUAGUGAACAAGGUUAUUCUUGUGCAAGUAUAAAAGAUUUGUUGGUACCAAGUACAGAUUGCCAGUUGGUGAACAUAUAUGAGAUUUAUUUUGAUGAUAUGAAAUCAAGGAUCGAUAAAAACGAAAAAAUAGUUCAUUCAUUGAUUUCUUAUUCUGUCGCAAAAACUCUUGGAAUAAAAAUGCUUACCGGAAAGUUUUUUGAUUCUAAGACAAAUAGCAGUGACGAUGAUGAUUAUGAACCAGAUGAAGAAUUAGCUGUUAAAAUACAUAAUAUCAUUAAUGGUUAUCCACUUGAAUUGAUAUUUAAUGAAAUCCUACAGAAUGCUGAUGAUGCGAGAGCAAGAAGAAUUUGCUUUAUUAUUGAUGAAAGAGAUCAUAGAAAACCAAUUUUAAAUUUAUCCAAUACGGAGAAACAAAAUUCAUUGAUUUCUGAUGAAACAAAUCAGUGGCAAGGUCCGGCUCUAUGGAUAUAUAAUGAUUCUGAAUUUACUCCAUACGAUUUUGAGUCUAUAAAAAUAUGUGGUUUCGGAGGAAAGAAGGAUUAUAGAGAAAAAAAUGGAAGAUUUAGAAUCGGAUUCAAUUGUGUAUAUCAUUUGACCGAUUUCCCUAGCAUUGUUAGUGGGGAACAUAUAAUUUUCUUUGAUCCGCUAAAGAAAUUUUUGCCAAAAACCGGAAAUCCACCUUGUAGCCCUCAUGUAAUGAAAUUUAAUUUCCUUGAAAAAAAAUUCAAAGAACAAUUUGAAGAUCAAGCAUCUACCUAUUCAAGUUUUGGUUGUGACUUUAAGAAGAAAUUUAAAGGGACUUUAUUCAGGUUACCUCUAAGAUUAGAAAAAAGUGAAAUAUCAGAUCAAGUAUUAAAAUCUAGUGACCUCAUAAACAUAAUUUUUAAAAAUAUAAAAGCGAAUCAUGAAAUAUUAUUUUUAAGAUAUAUUGAGCAUUAUAGUUUAUUUAAAAUGAAUUCAAUGGAUUUGCUAGAUUUAAUUUGGGAAAUAUCAAUUCAAAAUAUCAAUGAUAUUCGUGAGUUUCGUAUCUCCAAUUCAUACGAGACGAAAUUAUACCAAUUAGAAAUGGAAAUGUGUUACAAGCAAAGUAAAUUUGGUGAAAACUGUAAAGACUCGGAAAUUUGGAUAAUUUGCUCUGGUGGUAAUGACAUGAUCGACAAACUCAGAGUUCAAGAGAUUUCUAAAGAGUUUAACCUUUCAGCAAAAGGAGGUAUUGCUGUGCUAUUAUCUAAGAGAAAUAAUAAAUCACUGGAAGAACUUAAAGCUGAAAAGUUUUUCAACAUUCAACCACUCGAUGGAAGGAUUUAUUCGAACCUUUCACUUCCGAUCGAUACAUCCUUCAGUGUUCACAUCAAUGGAACAUUUUGUCUAUCUAAUUAUAGAAAGAAUAUUUUGCAUGCUGACAGUAAUCUUUCAACAAAAUUAAACGAAUGGAAUAGAUACAUAUUGUUAGAUAUCUUGCCUCCACUGCAUGCCAAGCUUAUAGAGCACAUAAUUAAUCAAAAAAUGCCACAGUCUUAUAAUCAAAUGCUUAGAGAGUUGUGGCCAAUGCCCUUAACUUCAGAUACUUUAGAUCAAUACCGAGAAUAUGGAUUAAAUGUGCUUUCGAAUGGAGGUGCACUUACUUCAUUAGACAAAGCUUAUUUUAUAACUUCAAAUAAUUCUAUUAUCGCAGAUAUUCUUACAAAUCAAGGAAUAGAGAUUGUCAAAUUAAGUGAGGAUAAAAUUAGUCAACUUAAUGAGAUGAUUAGUAAAAUAGGUUCGUCUACCAAAUCGAUCAAAUUGAUAACGCCACAAUCAAUCUGUAGUAUGCUUCGAAAUAAUUCAAUUACAUUGGAUAUUUUGGAUGCUAAAAACGAAAAAUCACAUGAAAUAGCGAUACAUUUGUUGAAUUAUAUUAUUUCAAACAAUAAUCAAUUUCAUCAACUUUGCGGAAUACGACUACUACCACUUUGUGAUAAAUCUUUAGGAACAUUUGGUUCUCAAACAUAUUAUAUUGCGGAAUAUGGAUUUCAAUACUUGUUUCCUAAUGCAAAAGCAAAAUUUGUUGACGUUCUGCCUUUUAAUCUUCAAUCAAUUUUUAAGGAUAAAAACUUUUGUGAUAUAGUCAAUAUUAAACAUUUAAAUGCAAAUUCCAUUAUUGAUUUACUAGAUAAUGUGCUACAGCGUGAUAAAGAAAUGAAUUGGGAUCCUUUUGGAUAUCAAUAUCCAAAUAAAUAUUGGAUUGAUAUGAUACUAUCAAAGUUCACAGAUCCAUAUACGCCGUAUGAGUUUAAAAAACUGGCAAGAUUUCCUGUAAUACCAAUAAACAAACCUCAGAGCAAACUCGUCUUACCUGAUUUAUCUGAUCCUAUAUUGAUAGAUAUAAGCAAUCAUUCGAUGAUACCAAUACUUGCAAAAUUUGGUGUCAGAUUUACAGAUAAGAAAUUUCCUGACGACUGUAAUCCAUUUAUUAAAGGGUGUAUCUUGCAAUCAAGUGCGACAAACAUGAUUACAUCUCUUAAAAAAGCUAUUAAAAAAUCUUCAGGAUCAUUAAACCAAUUAUUUUCUGAAAAACUUGAUCAUAAUGAGAUUAAAAUUUUCAGAGCGUUUAUCAAAAAUGAGAUUCGUUUUAUUCAAACACAAGAGGGAAUCAUACCUCCACAGGACAUUCCCCUUUUAUCCAUGCAUAAGGAAACAAAAUUUUUUCUUAUAGAAUCCGAUUCACAUCGUCAGGCACUGCCGCUUAAUGUAAUCCCAAAUUAUGAUUUCACUAAACUUGUUCGGGCGAAUACUUUAUAUAGUGCAGCAAAUGAAUCUCUUUUUAGAAUUUUCUGGAAAGCCGAUAAACUUUUACAUCCUGGUUUACAAGAAAAUACCCGAUGUUUAAAAGCUUUAAAAAUAAUGGGAUUAAAACAUCAAGUUAAUUCAGCUACAUUUCUUGAGUGUGUACGAGAAAUUAAUUCAAAGAUCCAAUUACAACAACCAGAUGAUCAAAUUCAACUGGUAAAAUCGGAUACAAUAAUUUUAAUGAAAUAUUUAAACGAACAUUUUACAAGUUUAAAUUUCUCAAUUAAGCAACGGAAAGAAUUAAUAUAUAUCAAGUUCGUACCAGUAGACACAGAUUUAGAAAGUCCAUUAAAAGAAACGGCAGUUAAAACAACAGGAUUUGAAUCGAUAAAUUCUAUGUGCUACCAAAAAUAUAAAUACCUUUGCUGGACGCAGUGUCCAUUAUUUUUAAAAUCAAUAGAUCCUCCAAACAUAUUUAAAAAUGAAUAUCCUGUAUUAUGUCGUCCUACAAUGAAUAAGGUUCUUGAUAAUUUAUGUUAUAUUGCGAAAAUUGAAACAUACAAGACAUUGGAUAAUUGGUUAAAAACUAGUGAAAAUCAUGAUAAAAAUAUGACGAUAUUACGUUUGCAAAAAGGAGCAAAAAUAUUUUUGAAUAGUAAUGAUCCUUUUAUCUCCGAAGAUUGGGUAGCAGGAGAAAAUCUUGUAUUUGGUGUGCAAGAAGAUGUUAGUUCUGAAUUGCGUAAGAUCCAUGAUAAUUUAAAAGGAUUUAAAUUUUUAUUAAAAGUAUCUGGAGCUAAAGAAAUUAAAAAUAUUGAUUUUAAUGUAAAGACGCAAAAUUAUUCACAGAAAAGUAAAUUAUUUGGCAGACUUUUAAAUAAUUUUGAAAAACAAGAUGAAACCAGACAUCAUGAUGUUGAGUUUCAAAUUCAUCAUAAGAAUGAAAUUGAAAAAAUCUAUGCCAAUCGAUACGUUCUUUCAGCGGCUUCUGAACAUUUUGAAACAUUAUUCAAUGGGAAAAUGAUGGAAGCUGCAGAAUAUCAAAAAGUAACCGUCGAUAUUAAUGACAUCAAACCUUCAGUAUUUAAAGUUCUAGUUCGUUGGUUAUAUGGCCAAACUCUCGAAGAAGCAAUUGAUGCAGUUUUAAAUCAUUCUAAAUGUUCUGUUACUUUCCUACUUAAAUUGCUUAAAGCAUCAGAUAAAUACCUAAUUGAUCCACUCAAAUAUCAGGUUGAAGUAGCAAUGAUAAAAGGCGGUUAUAUUGAUAUUGGUAAUGUGGUUGAAAUCAAUGAAUGGGCUAAAUCACUUCAAACGACACAACUUCAUGAUUAUUGUAAUGAAUAUAUAAAAAGUAAUAAGUCUAUUGUAAUUGAAAAAAAGAUAAGUGGAAUAGUUAACGCAAAUAGUGAAGAGGAUAAAAAAGAAGAGGAAGAUAUGUUAAAUAUUGUUCUUGAUAGUUAA
This is a messenger RNA of Dentiscutata erythropus, 7944 nucleotides long. NCBI's taxonomy places the organism in Eukaryota, Fungi, Glomeromycota, Glomeromycetes, Diversisporales, Gigasporaceae. The record is from the annotation of a GenBank genome assembly.